Vitrella brassicaformis is the source of this 1665-nucleotide messenger RNA. The record is from the annotation of a GenBank genome assembly. NCBI's taxonomy places the organism in Eukaryota, Vitrellaceae.
GUCCACCACCAUGGCCACGGCCGUUGCCGUUCUGUCCGCCCCGCCCUCUGGAUGACCCGUGACCGCCUCUGCCACGGCCUCUGUGGGCUCUGUUGGCACGUACAGCAUCCCGAGCUAUGCCCAGGUGCCAGCACUCCCCAGUCGAGCGAUUCGACAUGCCACAUAUGUCGCAUUUGGUGGAGUUGCUGUUGGUCAUCACCUCAUCGCGGGUCAUUGCAGAGUGAGCGACGGGGGGCAUGACAGACUCGCCAUUGUUGGUCAUGACUAUGUCGUUCUGUGCGCCGGCAGCUGAGCUGCUCGUGUUCGCAUUCUGUGCAGACCUUGGCAGGUUCUGGUCACAGUGGUUGCGCAGCAACUGCUGAAACGCAGCGAAGUUCUUGUUCGCCUCGUUUUCUGGUUGCAGAUUGAGGAAGGCCAGGGGUUGUUGGUAUGCCUGUUUGGGCAUGAUGGCCUUGACGGCGGCUAUUUUGUCGGACCAAGCCAUACACGAGCUUCUCGUGCUGUUCGUCCAUCUUGGCGCGCUGAGUCUCGAGGGACUUCAGCUGCUCGAACCUGCCGAUCAUGUACCCGAGGUUUGGCUCGAGAUUGGAUGCAUCGCCCUUCCACUGGUACGUGCGGAUGAGGGUGUGCAGCUUCGACAACUUAGAGGGUGACACCUGGUUGUACUUAGCCAUCAGAGCUCGCCAAGACAGCCAUCCAUCCACCUUUAACAGUGGGUCUUUGUCUUCCUCUGCUGCCUCUAUCUGUGCGUUUUUCACCAGAUUGAAGGCAGUGUCGUUGCCCUUGCAGGCAGUCAAGAGCUCAGCGUGAAGGAGAUAACGCUUGUGGAUCUCGUCCUUCUGCUGCCUGCUCAGCGUCUCCCACUCCGCGUGCUCUUGGUUGUAAGCAUCAGUCCACAGGCCAGUCUCGGAGUCGUUUUCUACUUCAGGCCUGUCGCCGACUUCUGUCAGCUGGGGUCUCUCGUGAUGCACCUCGUCAGCCACGACGUCAGCCAAGCCAUUGAUCGACGCCCACGACUCAAAGUGCGUCUUCCACUUCUGGAAAUCAUCCCCGUAAGCCUUGAACUCACUAGGAAAUGCCCAUGGACGUAUCUUUGAGCUAGUGUCAUCGCUUCCGCCUUCAUUGCCACACACCCAACGACCAACCAGCAAGGUAGGGAUGCCUAUGAGUACGAGCAGCUUGACAAACACAUCGAGUGUGUGUCUGCAUCCUUUCUGUGUCAGGUUGGCUGGUGAGAUUGGCAGCGCGUGCACUCGUGGCAGUAUCACGCCGACGAUGAGCAAGAGCAGUCCAGUGUAGCCCAGACCAGUUGCUCUCUGGUUAAUAUACCACACAGCCAGGAUAGCGAUAGACGGAUAGACGAUAGCUGUCAUAGUCAGGUUGACGACAAACGUUGCUGCGCACCCUAAGUAAGAUGCCACAUAGCUGACGAAUGCCGUUGUCAUAGCAGUCAUCUGCGUCACCAUGGUCGUCAGGGUCGUCAGUAGAUACCCCACAUAAACAGCCACAUAAACAACCAGCAGAUGGACCACAUAAUAGACAAUAAGCACAACCACACAGCUUGUCAGGAAAGGCAGCAUAACAAAGCACCACGUGACGUAGCAGCCUCGCGCGACUUUGUUCAGCCAUUUCAGGAACCUCCAUGUCCUCUGUUCUGACAUCAAC